Messenger RNA from Histoplasma capsulatum G186AR, 1494 nucleotides. RefSeq lists its product as uncharacterized. Bases 1 to 1494 code for a protein of 497 amino acids. Gene Ontology annotation, molecular function: transmembrane transporter activity. The transcript has 7 exons. Gene Ontology annotation, biological process: transmembrane transport. NCBI's taxonomy places the organism in Eukaryota, Fungi, Ascomycota, Eurotiomycetes, Onygenales, Ajellomycetaceae. Gene Ontology annotation, cellular component: membrane. The record is from RefSeq and is a predicted model, not a curated record.
AUGGAGGAUCGCGAACUGCAACUUUGGAACAAGCAGAAUGGUGCUAUGGCCCAUGAGGACAAUGGCGAUAUGAUAUCUGAAUCGUCGCAUGGCCGGAAUGAUGACAGCCUGUCUCCCCCUUCUCGGAGUAGAACCACAGGCGAAACUGUCCGAGCCCAGGUGAGAGUUAAGAAACUCUUCAAUUUCACCCAGAUCUUCUUCUUCGCCCUUACGUUUAUGUCAAGCUGGGAGACCAUGGCAUUGUAUCUCACAGGUUCCUUUACAAACGGUGGACCUCGAGCGCUCUCAUGGGGCAUUAUCGUGGUCGUUUGCGGAGCUCUUGCGCAGUCCGCCUCUUUGGCAGAAAUGGCUUCAAUGCAGCCAAUUGCCGGUGCGCAAUACCACUGGACACAUCAUCUGGCGCCGCCUAAUCAGAAAAGAUUUAUUACGUGGAUGCAGGGCUGGAUAACUUGGUUUGCCUGGGUGUCUCUGCUUGCCGGCGUCGCUAAUACCACUGCAAACAUGCUCCAAGGGGUUGUGACGGCCAAUUAUCCGGGCUUUGAUGGAGCUGUCCAUAUGAGCGAAGAAGUGCGUCGUGCAAAAAAAGCUGUUCCUCGGUCCAUGUUCUGGACCGUUGCAAUCAACGGCAUUUUUGCCUACGCCAUCAUCUUGACCAUAUUAUUCACGAUGGGUUCGAUAGAGGACGCCCUCACUGCGCCCUCGCCGAUCAUCCAAAUUUGCCAACAAGCUACCGGGUCAACCAGUGCAGCCACAGCUAUGGUCUGCGGUCUCCUGAUUAUCUCCCUUGCAGUGAAUCUAGCCAGCAUUGCGUCGACAUCUCGCCUUACAUGGGCGUGGUCUCGCGAUGGUGGUCUUCCAUCGUGGUUCUCAUAUAUCGACCGAAAACACUCCGUGCCUGUCCGCGCCGUCUGGCUCCCCAUAGUGAUUGUCAUGGUUCUCUCCUGCCUUAACAUCGCCAGCACCGCCGCUUUCGGCGCCUUCAUCGCCCUCUCCUCAAUAGGCCUCUUUUCCUCAUACAUCAUUGCCAUUAGUUGCAUGGUCCACGCACGAUUUAAGCAGAAGAAUCUCCAAUUUGGCGACUGGACGAUGGGCCGUCUGGGGUUGCCUGUCAAUAUCUUUGCUCUGGCCUACACCUGCUACGUGACGAUAUGGCUGCCAUUCCCCAACUACUUGCCCGUGAACGGGGUGAACAUGAACUAUGCUCUUCCUAUAUUUGGAGUGAGCACGUUAUUUGCGCUGUCGUACUGGCUCCUGAGUGCCAAGAAGAAUUGGCGUGGGUUGAAUAAGGAAGUUAUUCGACUAGUUGUCGAAGGGGCUGGAUGGACCUGCCAAUUUCUUCUGUUGCUUUGUACGGAUAUUUUGAUCAUCAUCAUCAUCCUCCUCCUCCUGAAAAAGCAGGAAAGCCUUCCGUUACAUUUCCAAUGCGCCGACAUGUCACUGAGAGGUCGAGUUUUUGUCAUUCGACAACGGUCAAUGAUCUAUGGAAGGAAAUAA